AUGGGCCAGUCUCCCAGCACUCAACAACGUCUCUGUGCUUCAACAUGCUCAACCCCGUCAUUAUUUCCACUCCCAUCUGAUGAAGACGAUAUGCCUAUAGAUAUUAUACUCGAUGUGGAGUUGGAGAUUGUAUCUGCUAAAGACAUUAUUGCAGGAGAUUAUUUAGGUGUUACAGCGUUAAUGAACGGCCAAUUGUGCUCAAGUGAUGCCUACACUAUAAUUGAAGUAAAUGGUCAAAAAGUGGCCUGGACUCACCCUGUAUUUUCCACACUCGAACCUGUUUGGAACGAAAAGUUUUUCUUUAAAAAUGUACAACACAAUUCUCUUUGUAGAUUACACUUGUUUGACAAAGACGUGAAUGCCGACGAUGAGUUGGGGGACACUUGUUUCGCGAUAGCAAACACAAAUGGCGUGUGGUCGACAUCCGAGCUGGCCAUCUCACUCAAUCGAAGACAUGCCGGCACCAUUGUCGUCAAGGUCAAGUCAAAUCCAGUACGCCCUGAACGUGGUGAUGUAUUCCAUGAGUACGGUCCUGUGCGCUAUUCUGUACACUCGAGUGUAACGGCUGGACUCAUGACCAUGUCACUGUCAAACGAUGCGAAGGUGGAAUCUUUGGCAUAUCAUGUCCAGCUACACAAUAUCUCGCAGUUUUUGUCCACGGAGCACGAGUGGAACAAGGAUUACCCAACGAUUCAGCGGAUUUUCUCGUCAAACUACCCUGAGUCACUGGUACUACGUCAAGCAAUUAUGACGCAGCAUGCCGUCAUUUACACGCACGGCCCUAACAACACAAGAUACGGCUCAAUUUCUUCACCUGCUGAAUUUUUUGAACUUAUUCACGACGGCAGGCGCCAGGACAAGCCAGUGCUGUUCACUUACGUAAUCACAACGAAUGGAUGGUACUUUUCCGAAACAGGUGCAGCAUUUUUUAAGGACAUGCUAUCAAAGCAUAUGUUGCACUCGGGUGCUGCAUUUUCUGUGUUGUACGCUGGAGAAUUUCGUGUCGAUAAUGUUCUGUUUGGUGAGCCAAAGCUCAUUAUUGACAACGACAGCGGCACGUACGCUCCGCCUGCGGCUAUUUUACCACAGUUAAAGGCGCUCAUUGAAGACAACUUUCCACAGAUUGCAGUUGAGGCGUUGGAUCGCGAAAACGAAUACCUGCAGCAAACACGCAAGGAAAUCCUCAAUUUGUGGACUUAA
Peronospora belbahrii is the source of this 1200-nucleotide messenger RNA. The record is from the annotation of a GenBank genome assembly. Lineage: Eukaryota; Oomycota; Peronosporomycetes; Peronosporales; Peronosporaceae.